UGUUGUAUUGUCAAAAUUAAAAAGUUGUUAAAUGUAAAAUUUUAUAAAUAUUUGGCCCCUCUUUUUCAAGCAAAACCCAUUAAAAUUUAAUCAAGUAUUGUCCUUACUACAAUUGCAGUUCAAACUGCCUUUAAAAAUGAACGAACUUCCUCCCAAACCAGCCACCACAAUUUAUUUCGGUGUUCAUAUACCCAACGAUAACAGCAACGGCCAGUCAAAUGUAUUCGUCGACAAAGAGUCUGCUUUAAAAGCGGCCAAGAAACACAAAAAGGCCAGGUUCAAACCUUUUCAAUUUUACCACGAAGCUGUAGACUUUAGCAUCAACGGAGCGGAAUUUCCCAACAACAAUUCAGUAAUUGACGGUGCAGAAGGAGAGAAAAAGGAGCUAAUUGGGGUGGGAGAAAAGUCCAGUCCUUUUAGGACACCCAGACCUCAAGAACUGACUGAGUUUAGGGGGAAAAUUGAAAAUGGGGCUUUUAAUCUUGUUAGGGAAAUGAUUAAUUAUAAUCCUAGGUAUUUGGUUAGCAGUGGAGAUACUCCUUCUAUUUUACAGGAAGGUGCCAGACUGAAUGCAAUACACGUAGCAGCCAAAGUAAAAAACGCCCAAAUCACCGAAUACAUCCUAAACACAGUCAGCAAUCCGGAAUUCAUAAAACGCCUGUACGGCGACGAUAGUCAAGAAAACGCCGAGCAACGUUGCAGAAUGCUCUUGGAUCUCUACCUAAACACUCCAAAUAAAGGCUUCAACGACACCCCGUUGCAUAUAGCGUCCAAAUGGGGUGCUGAUAAAGUAAUGGAAGUCUUACUCUCUUACCCCGAAUGCGAUAAAACCAAAAGAAACAAGCACAACAAAUUAGCUGAGGAUGUUGUUUGUGAAAGAGCCGACCCAAAAACGCCUAAAGAUGUUUGCAAAAGAAUCCAGCAAAUGCUAGACGAUAACUAUUACGUACCUGUACUAAGAACAGACGAUAAUACUUUGCCUCCUUUGGUGGGACACCCCUUUUCACCUACAAGCCCUCCUUUAUUAAACCGCGAUCCUUUAAGUCCGCGUAUGGAAAUUCACGCUUAUGCAGGCCCCAUGGACAAGACUGAGGCAGACAAGUUUCAUCGGGCAUGGAAAACUCCUCCAAGAACACUUAAUUCUCCCAAUUUGAUAAGCUUGAGAUUAAAGGAUCACGAAAAAGGCUUGGAAAGGAUUGGCAAACAACUUGCAAACAGCUAUAAAGUGCCUUGGACUGAAUAUUGGGCCUUUCUAAAACUAUACAUUGAUAUAACAUCGGAAGAAGGCUUAGAGGCUUUAGAGAACCAUCUAAAAACCAAACAACAAUGUUUAAUGUUGAAUGAUACAGCAGCAAUACAAGAAGAAGAGACUAUUGUGAGUCCAAUGACAAGUCUCUGCGAAGCAUUUUCCGCCUGUAAAAUUAAAGACUCUAGUUUUUUCCAGGAUAAUUGCCGUCCCUUGGUUUACGUUGAUAAGGCCUGUCACGUGUUUGCCAAUCGUAUUAUCGGAAAUGUUUCUUUAAUUUUACGCUGUAGCGAACGGGAAUAUGAAAAUACAGUUAAAAUUUUGGAAACUGACAUUAAACUUUUGGAGUUGUUGAUUAAUAGUUACUUGGACGAUGAAAGAUUUAGCGAGUGGGUGAAUUUUCAAAAAGUCCACUCGCGUUUGGCGCAUUUAAUUGCCAGAAAAUUGUUCGAGGAGGGUGAAGUUGUUUUACAACUAGAAGCAGUUCUAGAAAGUAUUGUUAAAAAGUCUGAUUAUUUUUCUUCAGACGAUGAAGGCGUUAAUAAUUGUAAAAAUAAACCCACAACAUACAGAAAGCAAUUGGUUUGUUUAUUAACUAGAAUUAAAUUAUGCUUUGAGCAAAAUACUUGGGAGCAAGAAGACGAUAUGUGGCAAUUGUUUAACGUUUGCCCUUGCCAGUUUCACCCAAGAAAACCCAAAAGAAACAACAUUUCUAGAAGUAAUAGCUUCAAACAAAAACCUACAAAAAAAUUCGAUCUGCAAAGUGUCUCAAGGAAACUAAAUUUUGGCGAAGACAUUUUGGCUGGACGCUUAUUGGGCGCCAACGGCGAUGUUGCCUUUAAUUUAAGCAGCGAUAGUUCUAAAUCAGACUCUGACGAUGAAUUUUGCACACCUGCAACGUCUCCUAAUAAAAGUCCUGAAGAGUCUGAUUAUGAAGAUGCUGAAUCUCCUGCAUUUGAAACUUUUUUAGAAGGGAAUUAUCCCACUAAAACCGACUGCGAAGUAUUCAAUGCUAUAAGCUAUUCUGAUUGUGAUAUUGAUUUGAAAAAGUACCCUUUAGUAUACAAGUGGCAUCAUUGUAUAAGCCUUUACAAGAAAUCUGAGCGUGAAAGUUGGCCUAAUAGUAACAAAAUUCUUACUGGGGGUGAUAGUUUAAGCCCUGAAGCUCAUAUAAUGUCUCAUAAACCGUCUUGGCUGAGGAUAACGGGAGCAAAUUCGCCAAAGGCUGCAAUUAAAUCUUUCAGUUUUCAUUAAGUAAGACUUAAAACAAGUGUGAUGUUUUUCUUUUCUUUUGUUGCUCCAAGCGAACCAAAUAAAUGUAUUGUUAAUUUUAUAAUUGUUUAGUUGCAUGUUAACUAUGGAAGCAUUUUCAUUUUAGUUCAAGAUUGUUUGAGAAAGGUAGGUUGCCUGAUGACGUCAUCUGGGGUGUCUCAUAAUGCAGAUCUCCAGAUAACGUCAUCAAGUUACCAAUUACAAAAAAUGUUUUCGUUGUUUUGCUUAGGAUAAGAAAAUCCCUACUGUGUCUGUACUGUAUAUUUAAAAAAAAAAUACAUAUUUUCUUAUAUUAAUUAUUACUGAAUAAUUGGAAAUAACAUUAUUGUUUUUUUUUUAAUAAAGAUGUGUUUUAUUUUGCUA
This is a messenger RNA of Ceutorhynchus assimilis (cabbage seed weevil), 2881 nucleotides long. NCBI's taxonomy places the organism in Eukaryota, Metazoa, Arthropoda, Insecta, Coleoptera, Curculionidae. The record is from the annotation of a GenBank genome assembly.